This is a messenger RNA of Hemicordylus capensis (graceful crag lizard), 8935 nucleotides long. It is a transcript of the gene XIRP1, whose product is annotated as xin actin binding repeat containing 1. Gene Ontology annotation, molecular function: actin filament binding. The coding region runs from base 360 to 7853 and encodes 2497 amino acids. The record is from RefSeq and is a predicted model, not a curated record. Gene Ontology annotation, cellular component: stress fiber; focal adhesion. Lineage: Eukaryota; Metazoa; Chordata; Lepidosauria; Squamata; Cordylidae. The transcript is spliced from 4 exons. Gene Ontology annotation, biological process: actin filament organization; actin cytoskeleton organization.
AGGGACUCAGAGGCGGUGUUGAGAGUGGAGCCGGUCUCCUCCGCAGGACUCUCUCAGGACUGGGGCUUUUCGGAAGGCGAGGCCACUACGCUGGGACUUAUAGGAGAGACACGACCAUUCGGGAUUGCUGGAAACUCUCCAUGAGAGGACACUGGGUGUUGUAAGCGGCACAGAGGACAGAAGCCACAGCCCUCACCAAGGACGAGGGACAAGCUCUCUGCCCUCCGUGAAGGAGCGCGGUGCUCUGUAUUUGUCACAGGCGGCAGCAGCAGCUGGUACUCGCCCCGGUGGCCUGACCGAACGGAAUUUCAUUCACAAGAUCCAUUUUAAUUCUCUUGAUAACCAGAAAGCAAAUAAAGAUGGCGGAGGCUCAGACUGGAAAGCCGCCUAAAGCAAACCCCAAGAAGGCCGACAAUGACUUGCCUCCGCCCCCUCCUCCUCCCCCCCAGGAGUCUGCCUCAGCUCCAGCUCCAGCCCCUGAGAAUCAGGACCCCAGCCCACUGCCCCUGCCUCCUCCCAAGGAAUCCUUCUCCAAAUUCUACCAGCAGCGUCAAGUGAAUGAGUUGAAGCGACUCUACCGUCACAUGCAUCCUGAACUAAGAAAGAAUUUGGAAGAGGCCGUGACAGAGGAUCUGGCAGAGAUGCUGAGCACCGAUGAACCUAGUGCACAGACCUCAGCAACCCAAGAUGCUGUGCUUCCAGGGGAAGUUCAAUCCAUGCGUUGGAUCUUUGAGAACUGGACGCUGGACUCCAUUGGAGAACGCCAAGCUGCCAAGAAGCUUGCGGAGGAGGAAGCUAUUCCAAGUGGUGAUGUGAAAAAUAGAUCCAUGAAGUUUGAGAGCCAGCAGACCAAUGGAGAUGGGUUGAUCCCCUCAGCCAAGACGUCUGAGAAAGAACACACCAAAGGGGACGUACAUACGGCUCGGUGGUUGUUUGAAACCCAGCCGUUAGACUCGUUGAACAAAAUGUAUUUGAAUGAGACAGAUUUGCAAGAGGCAGUCCUCAAAGAGCCUGUGCAAAAAGGGGACGUGAAAGGGGCCACCCAGCUGUUCGAAACCCACUCCUUAGAUACCUUGGGCCGCUGCAGUUCAGUGGAGGAGCAAAGUAUCCUGCAACUCAAGUCAGAAAUUCAAGAGCUGAAAGGCGACGUCAGGAAAACCAUCAAGCUCUUCCAAACCGAGCCCCUCUGUGCCAUCAGAGACAAAAUGGGACACAUCCAUGAGAUCAAAUCAGUUUGCAGAGAAGAAAUCCAGAGCCAUGCGGUGAAGACAGCCCGCUGGCUCUUUGAGACCCAGCCCCUGGACAUGAUCAACAAGGACCCGUCCAAAGUGCAGGUCAUUCGGGGGAUAUCACUAGAGGAGGCGGCAAAGGGGAAUGUCAGCGGAGCAAGAUGGAUGUUUGAAACUCAGCCCCUUGAUGCCAUCAAAGAACUUACGAUGGAGGAAGCAGACUUCCAGGCUUCCCCGGAUCUUAUCCAGGGGGCUGAUGUCAGCAAGCAGUGCCUGCUUUUUGAGACUCAGCCUCUGGAUUCACUCAAAGGAGAUGCUUCUGACAGCGUCCCCGCCAAAGAAGAGGUGGUCAAAGGGGAUGUAAGAUCAACCCUCUGGUUGUUUGAAACCCAGCCGAUGGAAACACUGAAGGACAAUUUUGAAGUUGGCCAGUUAAAGAAAGUAGAACUUUUAGAAGAGGAAAAAGGAGCCGUGAAGCAAAGGAAGCAUGUUUUUGAGACCUGUCCUCUAGGCAGCAUCUCCAAGUCACCCACUGAAGACUUCACAGGCACCAGCAUACAAGAAGUGGAGAAAGGCGAUGUCAAAGCCUUCAAAAGCCUCUUUGAGACACUCCCUCUAGACAGCAUUAGGCAGGUAAGCACUGAAGCAGUUGUCCAAGAAGGGGAGGCAAUACUCCAUGGGAACGUCAAAGCCAAUCAGUUCCUGUUCGAGACAACGCCGUUGUAUGCCAUCAAAGAUUCUUUGGGCAAUUUCCACAAAGUCACUUCCGUGAGCCGAGAAGAGGAAGUGACUGGAGGAGAUGUGAAGAACUACAAAUGGAUGUUUGAAACCAAGCCUUUGGAUCAGUUUGAUGAGAGUAUCCAAAAAGUGGAUAUCAUCAAGGGGAUCACCAAGCAGGAGGUGGUGGCUGGGGAUGUUACAACAGCCAAGUGGCUCUUUGAGACACAACCCAUUGAUGUCAUUCACAACCAAAUGAACCCAACAGAGCAGAAUGCCUCAGAGAAAGGAGAGGUUUCCCAAGGGGGGGACGUCAAGACCUGCAGGUGGUUGUUUGAGACCCAUCCAGUUGAUGCCCUCUACAACAAGGAGGAGAAGAAGCAGGAGAGAGAAGAGCCUCUGCCACAAGGUGAUGUUAAGUCAUGCACUUGGCUGUUUGAAACACAGCCUCUGGACUCUCUGAAAGGCCAAGAGGAGCAAUAUCUGCAGGUCAGCAAAGCCUACUGCCAAGAUGACUUGCAAGGGGUUGAUGUGAAAACUGUCAAGCACCUGUUUGAGAUGGAGCCCCUAACCAAUAAUGCUGCCAGUGACAUUAAUUCAAAGAAAAUUAUCAGAUACUCCAGCCGUGUAGAGAUACAAUCUGGAGAAGUGUCCCGGGUGAAGGAAUUUUUUGAAACCAAGCCCUUGGAUUCAGCAGGUAAAUCAAACACGGCCACAAAAGCAAUAGAUAUCCCGGCAGAUGGGAACAUUGAACCAGGCGCCGUGCACAAGUUUACAUGGCUCUUUGAGAACUGCCCCAUGGACACUUUGAAGAACAGCAUGGAAGGUAUUCAAGAGAUGCCCCCAGAGAAGGACAUUCAAGGUGGAGAUGUCGGAGGCAAGAGGUUCGUUUUUGAAACCUACUCCCUCGACCAGAUCCAUGACAAAGAGAACGAGGUGCAAAUAAUGAAGAUCCAGGAAGAGACGAUGAGCAAAGCCAACGUCAAAUCUUGCACCAUGCUCUUUGAAACUCAGCCUCUCUACGCCAUCCAGGACAAAGAUGGAGGAUACCAUGAAGUCACAUCUGUGAAGAAGGAAGAAAUCAUGAAAGGUGAUGUCAAAGGUGCCCGAUGGCAGUUUGAGACCAAACCUUUGGAUCAGAUCAACAAAGGUGAAGAGGUGUUUGUGAUCAGAGCUGUUACCCAAGAGGAUUUUAAGAAGGGUGAUGUCCAGGCGGCCAGGUGGAAGUUCGAAACAGAGCCUCUGGAUUCCAUAGCUGAAGAAAAGAGGCCUGUUUUGAGGAGCGUCGAUGAUGUGCAGAAGGGAGAUGUCCAGUCUAACAAGCAACUCUUUGAGUCAGAACAAUUCAGUCAGAAAAAGUAUGUGAGAAUGGUCAGUGUCAGUGAUGUCCAGCAAGGAGAUGUAAGGACAUCCACUUGGCUUUUUGAGAACCAGCCAAUUGACACUCUGAAAGGAGAGCCUGAAAGCACCACCAGCCUGACCACUGUGCAGAGAGAAGACCUCCAUAAAGGAGAUGUGAAACGCUGCACCUGGCUGUUUGAGACUCAACCCAUGGACAGUCUCAAAGACACUGAAGGGCCUGCCAGUUCUGGACCCACAGAGGUAGUUCCUCAGGCCAAUGUCAAGAGCACUACAUGGUUGUUUGAGAGCACUCCGCUGGAUAAAUUCAGCACUUCUGAACACUACGCAGAAAUUGAAGGAAAGGAGAGAACCAUAAGAGACAACCUAGAAGUUCUCUUUUCCUCUCAAGUGCUCCAACAUGAUGGUAUCCUUAUUGAAGCCAAUGACACUGAGAGUGUCACGAUGGCAAAAUAUCAGCUGGGCAGUCAAGGAGCCCCAGAAAUCCAGAAGGAAGAUGUCAUAGGAGGCAAUUUGCAAAGAAUCUUGUUGCGGCUACUUCAGAGUACCAAUGUGGAGGCCCAGGGAGUGUUGGUGGAGGAGGAAGAGAACGGGAAUCUCAAAAUCAACCCAGUGCAGCUGCUAGAUCCAUGCAAAGUUGAGAAAAGCAAAGAGGACUUGAGGGUUGAUGUGGCCAAAGCUCUCCAAGGACUUCUUGGUCAGGAUAGCUCAGCCAAGAAAGGAAUCAUUAUGCAAGAGACGGAGACCGGGUCAGUGAGGAUGACGAUCUAUUCUCUCUUACACUGCAUUGCCCAACAUCAAGAAUGUGCCAAGGGUGAUGUAAAGUCUACAAUUGGGAAUCUGCUGGCAUCUUCACAAGAGCAAAGGGCAGCCACAACCAUCAGACGAGAGGACAACGAGCGAGGAAAUGUUCAGUUGUAUACCAGCUGCAUUGAGAAGGGAGAUCUCGACUACCUAAAGAACCUCCAAAGGGAGUCAGAGAUAGAAUCCCUCGUUUCCUCUCAAGCCAAAGAGGAGGCAUCAAAAACUGUGGAAGAGGUCCAGGUGCCUGCCCAGUUGCAUGAGGGAACAGAAGGGACGGCAGAUGUGGUGUUAGGGGACUGCAAUGGGGCUAAGCAGAUAUUCACGUGCAAGAACAAAGAAGGUGCUUUAGAAAGGGAGGCAGUGCAUGCAAGUGACCUAGGCUCUCCCACCCAUUGUCGUGUGCAACCCCCAGUGAUAGCAAGCGAAAAGGUCUUUGCUGGGAAGGUUCAGCCACCCAUCCAAUCAGUACAAAAGGGCUGUUCCCCAGGAAGGGAAGCCAGCCAGACAGCUGCAGAGCCAACAACACAGACUUCCGGGAGUGAUCUUCAAGUAGCCAUGCAAAGCUUACGGCUUGCCACAGCAGAGGCAAAGAGCCUCCAGCACCAAGUCCAAAGCAAGAUGCAGAAGACUUCUGGAGACGUUUGUCUCACCACCAAGCAGUCUCAGGCAGGCAGCCUGCAAGCAACAGCCCACAAGGAGGGCUGCGUAACAGUCAAGCAGCAGCAGCAGCAGCAGCAGGCCAGCAAUGUCACCCUCAUCCGAGUGCAGGAAACACCCAAGUGCCAUGCCAACGUGUCUCCGGAGAGCACGGCAUCACACGGACAGGUCAGUGCUUCUGUGGAAGGCCAGAGCGGUACACUGCCCUGUGCAGCCUGCCACAUCGACCAAGUUGGGCCUAGUGCAGACCGUAGUAUUAAGGACGGCCUUUACACUGCCACGCCAGUGAAAUCCUAUGUAAAUCCAUUCCUUGAGUCCGAUUUCAAAGAGCACUCCGUUCCAGAAGAACGAGAGCCAGAUGUCAUAAUCAGAGGGGAUGUAAAGACAGCUCUCAGAGCCCUGCAGAGCGCUGCCACAGAACAGCGGCCAAUAGAAAGAGAGGAUGUGGUCCGUGGCAACUUAAAGGCCACACUUGAGUCCCUGGAGAAAUCUAACAUUAAUGUCUCCAAAGGAGAUUUUAAAGCAGCUAUGAUAUACAGGAAUGCAGGACAGUCCUAUGCCCUUUGUAAAAAGAAAAAUGAGGUACAGGCUGUUAGUAACCAGGAAACAGUAGUGGCUUCAGGCUCACAUGCGGCUAAUGACUUUCCUCCUCCUCCUCCAGCUUCAGUGAUGAGAAGUGAGUGCCACUCACCUGCAACCAAACUGGGAGAAGCAGAAACUCUAGGGUGUCCCCCACCCAUGCAACCAACUUUUCCUAAGACCCUCCCUCCUGCCUCUGCCAAACCAAGUGAUCAGAGGUCCGUAGAGAAGCCACAACUUCCCCCCAAGCCAGAGAUUCCUAUCCCGCCAAGGAAGAAACCUGUUCCACCUCCAAAACCAGAGUUCCUUUUACAGGAAGCACUUUCUCACCCUGCUGGCAUCAACAAAAGCCGAUCGGGAAAGGCCGUCUCCCCACCUUCCCCACCCAAACCUCCAGGCGUGAGUGAACAGAAUAAACCAAAUAAAUUACCCAUGAACCAAGCAAAGGCCUCUUGUGGGGUCAAGGCCUGGGAGCAAUCCACAUACCGACAGGAUUCAACAAGCUGCCCGGCAUCUCCGUCGUCAGCUGCCGAGGACGUGAAUUCUGGGGGAAAGGCAACACAAGAUGCUGUCAAGACGCCUCUGCAAGUAGCAGAAGAAACAUGGAAGGCAAGGAAGGAAGAGCAGAGCAAGCGAGAAGUGGCUAUUCACAAGCCAGCUUCAUCAGGGACAAUGAAAAAUGGGCUGGUUGGCCAAGGGGACUGCUCUCCAGCUAAAGAACUGGAAGGAUUCCUAGAGUCGUGCCAUCAAGAAAAGAGGUGUGCAUUGCCUACUGGACAAGACUUGUCUCUGGGAUGCCAAGCAGGUCUCGAUAACCUAGAAGGUCAGAGGAAGCCAUAUCUCUCUGCAAAGUGUCAUGCCAAUAUUCUGAGGAAGGGAACCGUCACAUCAUUGAAAGGAGAAAGCACCAGCACACCUGGAACCUCAGGUUCAAGGGAUAGCCACCAGCAAACAAGUCCAACAGUGCAAGCUGAGGCCUCAGGAUCUGCCGUUUCAGCACCUCCAUCUCUACAACCACAGCAGUUCUUUAAGGGGCAUCAGUUUGUGAAUAGCAGGGGGCUCGGGGAGUCAGAAAUGAGGACCAAGCCUCACCCAGAGAAGGAAAAGCCAGCCGUGGUCAUGAGGGGGAAAGCGAGCAGAGAAACGGAAGAUGAGCGUCUCAAGAGACUGUCUGUCCACAAGGAGGAGAUCAUGAAAGGCAACGUCAAGGAGGCCUUGGAGAUAUUUGAGAACCUGAGAAGGCAAGAGGAGCUGCAGGAAAUUCUAACCCGAGUGAAGGAGUUUGAGGAGGAGACGUCAAAGGUGGACGUGAAAGUCCUGAGAAGCUUCUUUGAGAACGUCCCCGAGUGGGUGGUGCAUCACAAGACUUGCCAAAUGAAACAGCCCAAGACAGAAAAGCCUGAGCAGAUGAAGGAAGUCAAGGAAGAUGCUGACAGUGUUUCCUCUGUGGAGCUGGCUUUUGAAGAUCUAGAGAGAGCAAGUGCGGAAAUUAUUCACUUAAAGGAGCAGACACUGAGCAGGUUGCUGGACAUUGAAGAUGCCAUCAGGAAAGCCCUCUCUUCCAUUUCUAGCCUGAAAUCUGAAUCAGACAUAGCUGGGCUCUCAGGACUUCUCAAGGAGUCUCUUGAGGAUCCUCAAAGUGCAGCAGCUAGCAACAAUGUCCGUAAGAUCAACAUCAUCUCCAGCAAAGCAAAGCAAGAUAGAGGGAUGCAGAACUCAUCUUGGGGAGGUGAGAAGGCAGCAGAAAAGCAAGAGAUGACCAAGGCAGAGCUAGAGGUUCCCUCCAUCGUUCAGCCACGUGCAUCUUCCCCUUCCUACAUCUCCAUUCAGUCUGCUGCACGGAAGCCUGCAGAAUCACCCAAAAUGGUGCAUUCCGCUUCAUCCCCUGCAGCAAUGGAAAAGGAAACAUCCGCCCAGGACAUAUUUAGCUCAUUGCCACGUAAAUCAGUGAGGUCUGAUGGCUACGACUUGGCUUUCUGUGAAGGUGAGCAAGAUCUCAUUCAGAUGAAGAAAGGGGCAAGUUUAAUUAAGCAACAGCAUCUCAGCACUCCUGAACAUCUCCAGCAUCAACUGAGCAGCAACGCUGAUAAGGGACAGGACGCACCCCAAAGCUUGAUCCAAGGAGGCGUGUCUCCUUCCAAGACUCCGCUGAGUGCUUUCAGCCCAUCAAAUUCAAGGAGGCAGAAAAGCAUACUAGAACUUCAGACCAGCCAUGAUGGGUCAAAGCUCUAUGGAGCUACGAGAACAGUGACCGAGCAGUAUGAAGAGGUAGAUGAGUUUGGAAACAAAAUAAUCACAUCAUCCACUACUGUCACGAAACAGUCAGAGACACAAACCUCCACCACAUGCGGCAUGGUUUCCUGCCCUACCAGAUACGAGGUCACCGCCUCCCCGAUCCUUCGCAGAUACCUGAACAGCCCAGCAGAAGAUUUUCACUCAAAUGGUGGCCACCAGGAAACAGGAGUGGUCUUCGUCACUUUCGGCAACUCCAAACCAGCAAAGAAAUAAUUGUAUUUUCUUGACAGAGGGCAGCAAACCAUGGCUGCGAUCUACAAACUAGUUAACCCAAAGUACUGGGAGUUCCUGGUUUUAACAGAACUGAGUUGACUUCAGUUCAGCAUAUUCAAUAAUUUGCCGUUUGUGGGUUGACCUGGAUGGUUAAUUUUUUUCUUACAUAAUAUGAAGAACUCUAAACUCUGAAAAACUCUUGGAAUACAGUCUUCGUAUUUGUAUACAAGUAUAACAGACACAUUUGAAGACGUGGCCACCAUUUUGCCAUUGCAAUGCCGACCUGUGGGGUCCGAAAUCCAGAUGAACAAAAGCAGAAAGAAAUGAAAAAGCUCCUUUCCAGAGCUUUCUAUAUGUUUUUAGGACUUCUCAUAAAAUUGCCUUACUGUAUCAGACCCAAGUCCAGUGUACUGUCUCCAACUGUGGACAGUCAGAUGCUCAAAAGAGGCCACACAGAUUGGUAUCAAACACAACAGAAGAAACAGUGAACCAAAUAUUUGUGGAUUUAAUCUACUCUUGCUUUUUCAUCUCUUCUUGCCAUCAGCAGAGAUCUCCCCACCUCUCUCUUCUGCUCUCUCACCCAGUCACAUACCCACAGACACCUUAUCUCAUACAGAAAUAUCAAUCAAUGAGGUUGAAAUAGUUUCUCUUUUAGCUUUCAACCCACCACCUGCUACUUUAUUGUGCUUCCAUCAGGGAGGAGAUAUUUAGCGCGACCCAUAUUUAGUAAAGGCCACAUACUGUGUAAAUACAUCCACAUUUUAUGGAUUCCUGGCAUUGCCUUUCCACCUAAGGAAAAAGUGGAUAAAUAUUCUAGUUAAGACAGGGAUAGUUUUUAGACCUCUUGAUGGGUAUUGCUUUUCUUUCUUUUAGAACUGUAAUUUAUUAUUCAUUGUUAACAAAUAUUUUAUUAGAGAUUCCUUGCUUUCUUACAUGUUGUGCUUAAAUCAAUUAUGAAACCAUGUAAAGCAAUUUUAUUAUGAACUUUUGUACAUUCUCAAGUGUAGAUUUUUAGAUAUUUUUUGUGGUUUGUUGUUUUUUAAAAAUUUGCAUUCUGGAGGUAAAUUUGACUUUGAAAAAUA